AUGGCCGCCAGUGCAGCAGAGGACGAGCGCACAGCCAGGCAGAUGCAGGAGGCCGAGAUGGGCCAGGCGCCCCAUUUUGCGCACGGAGCCGUUGUGCAGGGCGUGGCCGUGCACCCGCACGCCGUGUCCAUCGGCGCACCUCGUCUCUCGACGGGGCCGGUCGUUGUGGAGGCCAUCCCAGAUUUGCCGACCGAUGAGCUCAUUGUCCUCAGCUUGCGGUACACGGUCAUGUGCUUCGGUCUGAUCGACUUCGUCCUCCAGCUGAUCCGCGAUGUAUUCUUCUGGGCGGCCCUCACCCAGUGCAGGAGAGAAGAAUGCACCGCUAUCGAAGGGAUACCUCUAUGGACUGUAGGCUUGAUUCAGGCCGCACUCUUCGUUGGACCUCUCUGCGGCAUCAUCGGGGCACGGCGCUUGCAGCGAGGCCCUGUCUCGGUAUACCUUUGCUUCUGCAUCUUCAACCUGAUAUUCGUUCUUACAUCCUACUUGUGGUUCUUGAUUUUCCUGAUCGUUCAGAUGUGGAUCACGUGGAUCGUUUGCAAGUUCUGGAGCGCGCUGGGUACGAUCUCCAGGGAUCGGGUUGUCCAGAUGAGGGAUCCCGACUACCUCGAGAAGGCACCAGUCAGAAUAGUGUAUUGGUGA
Messenger RNA from Prorocentrum cordatum, 639 nucleotides. The record is from the annotation of a GenBank genome assembly. Lineage: Eukaryota; Dinophyceae; Prorocentrales; Prorocentraceae.